AUGUUAGUGGGAAUGUUGAGAAAACUGAAUAGCGACCUCGCUUCUCAGCUUCGACUCGAUGACGACGCGCUACCUCCGGUCCAGAUGUCGAAGGAUCGCGAGAUGACGUUUAGUAGGAUGCUCCUCGUGAACAUCUCCUUGAUGUGUGUCUCGAUGAGUCUUCUACAAGAGGAGAACCAGCACGGACGUCGUGUCCGACAUCACGAAUCAGCUCAACCGAUGGAGCUUGUCAGUGGUGCCGCUUGGGCCGCGUCGCAACUUGGUGUGGUGAAAGCGACGUCCCUGCUGAUCGUCGGUCUCGGACAGGUUCUUUUCGGAGGAAGCAUGCGCACCGACUCGAGCCUUAUCCUGCCGAACUCCUCGAUAUCUGAGCGGACCCGUGGAGGUAGACAGCGAGUGACUUUAUUCGAAAUCCUGGCCGCGCCGUUGCAAGUCGUGAUUAUCAGUCCGGCGAAAACUUGGCUAACGGAUGCUCUAGCUAAAUCAGAAUUCGUCCAGGAUAUCCGCCACAAGUUCCUGCUGCUCAUCCUGACGAGAUCGCGGGGUAGCCUCUCGUUGAAUGAAACGCUCCCGCGGAGAUACUGGACUCGAACCAUCUUUUGGUCGGGGCAUAGAAUGCGGAAUUUCCUCUGCAUAAGGAUCCACGACAACUUAUUCGUCACGAAAACAUCGGACCCAAUCAGCGCUUGUGGAUGUACGCCACCAGUCUCUAUCGUUGAACAAGUUGUCGACGCCUUCGAUUUCGAGAAGGAAGAGUCGAUUUACGCGCUUUCAGUGAAAGUGAGAUCCAAUUCGACCGUUUAUGAUGUCUCUUUCAAAACGGAGACUGUGAAUUCCGUGGAUCGCCAGCGAGUAUUCUACAGAAGUCAACGGUGGAGUUUAUGCGCACACGAUGCAUCGAAUUGCUUCUCAUACAUUGUGCUGACAACUACAGACGUCACAGCUUUGCUCAAGCCCUUCGAAGCUGAAGUGUGGUGUUGCUUAUUCCUAGGUGUCCUGGGUGUAGCGACGCUAGUGUCGAAGAUGACGAGAGAAUCCAGCGUAUUCGACACUUUCAGCCAUCUCAUACUCGGUGCUAUAACAGCUCAUGAUCUGCGCUUCAAACCUAAAAACUACUCCAGUCUCACAGUCGGCUGCACCGCUGUCGCCUUCACUUUCAUGAUAUCGAUUGUGUAUUCGAAUUGCGUUAUGUCUGCAUUUCUAGACCCAACAAUGGAAGUGCCGCCUUCACGCCUUCGUUGGGACUGUCGAAUGACCACAUGGUGUGACAGCGUGCCCCUAUUGGAAUAUCUUCUGCAGACGGGAUCCGUUUGUCAUUUCCCGGAGCACCUGCGGCAGAGUCUCGAUAAACCCGUCAGCCGGUCUGCGAUUUUCAAAGGCGAUCGUUAUCGGAGCUCACUCAGACUCGUCGUAGACUUCAGAAGAUCCUCCCCAGAAACGUUCAGUCAAGUUUUCUUGCUCUCAUCGCAAACUAGCAAUAUCUUGGACCGUUUAAUCCAGCAUGGAAUCGCUUCUCUGGGGAGGAUCAAAAUCGCAAGAAAUCAUGCGCAUACAAGGAGCGAUCAAGGAGUCCGAGGUUCGAGGCUCAGGUCGAAAAUAGUAGAGAAAAAAGGACCGAGGGUGCAGUACGUAGCUUUCAAUACGACGCGAGAAUGGUUCGACAUGGAGAGCUUCGUCAAAAUCCUACCCUUGUUUGGCAUUUGCUACCUGCUCGUUCUCUCAGGGAAGAUCAAAGUCAGUGGAGAGAUAAUCUCGAUGAGGGGCUCACAUAAUCAUCCUCCUGAAUUCGAUGGCCACGGCUUGGACGUUCGGACGGCCAGAGGGAACUGGCUGAGAGCUCUGCGCGAAAAUCCGCAGGAGUCCCCGAUAGAGGCAGUCUUGAAGGAGCGACGGAGGCUACCGCUGGAAGUUGCUGCGCAAAUCGUCCCUGUCGCCCAUGUUCCCACGGCUCGACGCCAGGCUGCUGCGGGGAGAGCACCACGGAUAUUUAAACCACCGAAAUUGCACGAGGUGAUCAACGCCAACAGGAUUCUGGGUUCUAAAGCCUCGUCGGGUGGUCGACCUUUCUUGCGCAUAGACCGUCCUGAAAGCCUCAGCAAUGUAACAGCCAAUGAGAAUCAGGUCGGCUCCGGUACGGAAAGCGAGCUCUCAGAGAUAGAGAAAAAGGUCGAAGCCUGUGAGGCCAAGAGCCCAGAUAUCGAUGGCGACAUCAGUCAUUCUUGGGACCUCCUUAACAUGGGACUCAUAACUCCGAUGAGCUUCAUCGAUCGCGUCAAGCAUAGAAUUGACGUGGGUAACUCUCCGACCGAAAGGAUCUCAGACCGAUAUUCUCAGAUAGCAGACAAGGGUCUCGCCAAGAAAAUUCUUCAGCACGACCAUGACUACGAACAGUCGUGUGCAGUGUAUCUCGGAGAUCAUUCGUACACGCACGCUCCGGCUUAGUUUCGAGUGCGCUUGGUCAAACUUCGCGCACAAACUCGUUGUUGGAAACCUGUGUGAGCGAUCGAUGCACUUGUGCUAUCCGCGGAGGACAUCCCACCCUUCUUACGAAUUGAGAACUCGUAUAUUCACACCAACUUCUGUACAGAAAGUAUACAUUAAGUUCUCCGGAAGGCUUGAACUGUAGAAACUCUCUGGCCAACCGGAGCCCGAUUCCUUUUUUUGUCUGAUAACGCACUUUGGGAAUGUCCGCUGACAGACAGUCCCGAUAGGUCGAAUUCAUUUUGAGUGGCGUAACCCGUUUCCGAGAACGAAAUGCAGGAAGUUCUUGCAGAGCUCUGGAAAAAUGCGAUUUGUGAUCCUUAUUCGAGGCUUGUCUGUGUAUCGGCAGCUCAAGACUUCCCUGAAACACCAUUUUGACCGUUCAGGAUGAGACAGUUCCCGGGACUUUGUCUCAUGUCCCGGCGUCUAAUCCGCCAAGAAUUUUUAACUGAAUCCUGAUGUUAUGAUGGAAUCAAGUGUUGUGAUCUCAAUAAAGAAAAAUCCGU
Messenger RNA from Galendromus occidentalis (western predatory mite), 2987 nucleotides. RefSeq lists its product as uncharacterized. Lineage: Eukaryota; Metazoa; Arthropoda; Arachnida; Mesostigmata; Phytoseiidae. Bases 1 to 2442 code for a protein of 813 amino acids. The record is from RefSeq and is a predicted model, not a curated record. The transcript has 6 exons.